Ornithodoros turicata is the source of this 1750-nucleotide messenger RNA. It is a transcript of the gene Rab14, whose product is annotated as ras-related protein Rab-14. Gene Ontology annotation, biological process: endocytic recycling; Golgi to endosome transport; defense response to bacterium. The record is from RefSeq and is a predicted model, not a curated record. Lineage: Eukaryota; Metazoa; Arthropoda; Arachnida; Ixodida; Argasidae. Gene Ontology annotation, molecular function: GTP binding; GTPase activity. Gene Ontology annotation, cellular component: phagocytic vesicle; trans-Golgi network; recycling endosome. The coding region runs from base 229 to 876 and encodes 215 amino acids. The transcript has 8 exons.
UCCCUGAGCAUUGUAUUCGUUGUCACUUCUGGCGGCCAUACUAGCUGUCCGCUGUGUUUCGAAGAUCAGUGAAUCACACGAUCGUAAGAAUUUCCUUCCUCUCCCUGGUGCUGUGGCCGCAUUGACCAGUUCCCAUCAGCCAGGUGAUUUCAAACACACAGUUUUCGUCUGCCGCUGAUACCGACUGUCAUAGGCCCGUGCAGUCCAGCAGCUACAUAAAGCAGCAGCAUGGCAGCCGGUCCGUACAACUACUCGUACAUCUUCAAGUACAUCAUCAUCGGGGAUAUGGGUGUGGGCAAGUCUUGCCUUCUGCACCAGUUCACAGAGAAAAAGUUCAUGGCCGACUGUCCCCACACUAUUGGUGUCGAGUUUGGCACCCGCAUCAUUGAAGUUUGCGGGCAGAAAAUCAAGCUGCAGAUCUGGGACACCGCGGGACAAGAACGCUUCCGCGCUGUUACCCGCUCCUACUAUCGGGGAGCUGCUGGUGCUCUCAUGGUCUACGACAUCACCAGGCGCAGUACAUAUAACCACUUGAGUAGCUGGCUAACAGAUGCCAGGAACCUGACUAACCCGAACACAGUUAUAUUCCUGAUUGGCAACAAGUGUGACCUGGAUGCUCAAAGGGAUGUCACAUACGAAGAGGCAAAGCAGUUUGCGGAUGAAAACGGUCUAAUGUUUGUCGAAGCUAGUGCAAAAACAGGUGAACACGUCGAAGAGGCGUUCUUGGAGACUGCCAAGAAAAUUUACCAAAACAUUCAGGACGGAAGUCUUGACCUGAAUGCUGCUGAAUCGGGUGUGCAACACAAGCCUCAAGCACGGACGACUGCCAACUUGGCCAGCGAAGCAUCAGCAGAGAAGGAGGCUUGCGGCUGUUAGUGUAACCGGGGGAACAUCGCUGUGGGACUUGAGCAUUGCAGACGUCACCACCACAACAGUGCUUCGGACACAGUUCUACAGAGAAGAGGGGGCGAAGGAGGACUUUUGGGGGAGGGAAAAAAAGGACACACCUACACACACCCAUCCAAUCAUAACAGAAGAACACUAACCACAACACUUGCGAUGGUAGUUUGCAACCCCUUUCUUUCCUCAACAAUAAAAUGUAUUGAAAAAGCUGGCUAUCUGGGACAGGGAUUAUCCACUCCUUCAAAGCUAAAACAUUCCUUCUUCCCAGCUACUGUUUCGAUACCAUUACCUUUGAGCCAGCAACAAAAGGUUCUACGUGUAAUCGAAGGGGGGGAAAAAAAAAGGAAAACACUGCAGGUGUGGUAUUGCAAUCGUCGGACUUUGUUUCGACUUGUUUGUUUACAUGUGUUAUAUACAUACAUAUAUAUAUAUAUAUAUAUGAGUGAUACAUUUAUUUGUACUUCUACGUUCACACGAGUAUGAGAAGAGAACAGCGCAUCGUGGUUAGAGGAGUGUCCGAGAACUUGUCCUUGUUUUUAUCUUUUCUCUGGGCCGAGCAGUAGAGUCGGCUCGAAGUAAGAGCAGAAACUGUGGAAUAAAAGUGUGGAUGCCCUAGGCACUGUUGAAUAAUGUAUUUAUACUCUUGACGAGGUUGUAAAAGUGUACGUAGGACAAAGUGAUUUCCUGUAAGCAAUGUCUGCAGAAACUCUUUUUUUUUUUUUUUUCCUGUCCUGUUCCCAGUAAGAGAACCACAAACAAGAUGCCAUCUCAGUCUGUCUGUAAACUUCUCUUUCUUUUACUUCUUACUGAUAUUUGGCGCGAAUUGAGAAUAAAAUUGGAAGCUCUA